Molecule: messenger RNA, 1982 nt
Organism: Mugil cephalus (flathead mullet)
Lineage: Eukaryota; Metazoa; Chordata; Actinopteri; Mugiliformes; Mugilidae
Gene: ik
Product: IK cytokine
Exons: 19
Coding region: 162-1811 (549 amino acids)
Biological process (GO): mRNA splicing, via spliceosome
Cellular component (GO): nucleus
Source: RefSeq, a predicted model, not a curated record
AGCGUAGACGAAGAAGAAGAGGAGGAGGUGGCAGAGGAAGUAGAAGAAGAAGAGGAGGCUAAUGCUAACCUGCUUCUAACCGGCCGCAGGUUAAACACGGACCGUUGUUUCUUCUGGUUUUAUGAUUCAAGUCGCGUCUUCUCACAGCGGAGGAGCGAGAGAUGCCGGAAACUGAGAGCUACUCCAACCCUCUGGCCCCCGAGGGCCACGAGGUGGACGACCCCCGAGCCGCCGCCGCUCAGUCCAAACUCACCAACGAUGACUUCAGGAAGUUACUGAUGACGCCCAGGGCGGCGCCCUCCUCGGCUCCGCCCUCCAAGUCCAGACACCAUGAAAUGCCGAGGGACUACAAUGAGGAUGAGGAUCCUGCUGCGAGGAGGAGGAAGAAGAAGAGCUACUAUGCUAAGCUACGUCAGCAGGAGAUGGAGAGAGAGAGAGAACUGGCUGAGAAGUACCGUGACCGAGCGAGAGAGAGACGAGACGGCGUCAACAAGGACUACGAAGAGACGGAGCUAAUUAGCACUACAGCUAACUACAGAGCUGUAGGGCCCACGGCUGAGGCAGAUAAGUCUGCUGCUGAGAAGCGUCGUCAGCUGAUCCAGGAGUCCAAGUUUCUGGGAGGUGACAUGGAGCACACUCACUUGGUGAAAGGACUCGACUUCGCUCUGUUACAGAAGGUCAGAGCUGAAAUCACCAGUAAAGAGAAAGAAGAAGAAGACAUGAUGGAGAAAGUCCAGAAAGAAGCAAAGAAGGACGUGGAACCUGAGGAGAAGAUCGAGUUUAAGACUCGUCUUGGGAGGAACAUCUACCGUGUGGUGUUCAGGUCUUGUCAGGUGGAGAGGAACGAGCUCUUCCUCCCGGGGAGGAUGGCCUACGUGGUCGACCUGGACGACGAGUUCACCGACACCGACAUCCCCACAACUCUGAUCCGCAGCAAGGCCGACUGUCCCAGCAUGGAGGCCCAGACGACUCUGACCACCAAUGACAUCGUGAUCUCUAAACUGACCCAGAUCCUGUCCUACCUGAGACAGGGGACACGGCACAAGAAGAUCAAGAAGAAGGACAAGGGUAAAGUGGACGAGAAGAGACCUCCUGAUGCUCCUGAUGCUGAUCUCAGUAUCUUUGAGGACAUCGGGGACUACAUCCCGUCCACGGCCUCGUCCUCCAAACCUCCCAAAGACAAGGACAGACACCGGGACAGAGAGAGAGACAGGGACAAGGACAGAGACAGAGACAGAGAGAGAGACAGAGAGGACGACACCAAGAGGAGACACAACUACUUUGAGAAACCACGGACGGAAGAGGUGAUGGAGGUGGAUGCAGGCCCCGCCUCCCUCAGAGAACACAUCAAGAUGAUCAAUGAGAAGUUUGCAGGAGCAGCCGGCAGCCAAUGGCAGAGCCAGGAGCCUGGUUCUCAGAGGAGAGAUUCUAAAGAACAACUGGGUGAUUUCUUUGGAGGAUCCAACUCCUACGCUGAGUGUUACCCUGCUACGAUGGACGACCUGGCUGUGGACAGUGAUGAGGAAGUGGACUACAGUAAGAUGGACCAGGGCAACAAGAAGGGUCCUCUGGGCCGCUGGGACUUCGACACCCAGGAGGAAUAUUCAGACUACAUGAACAACAAGGAGGCCCUGCCCAAGGCUGCGUUCCAGUACGGCAUCAAAAUGUCUGAGGGAAGGAAAACGCGACGUUUCAAAGAGACCAAUGAAAAAGCAGAACUGGACCGACAGUGGAAGAAGAUCAGCGCGAUCAUUGAGAAGAGGAAGAAGAUGGAGGCUGACGGGGUGGACAUGAAGAGACCAAAGUACUGAGGACGUCUCUGUUGGUUCUUUGUGUUUAUUGGAGCUUGUUGUUAAUUAGAUGUUAGAUUAUGUUAAUUAGAUGUUAGAUUAUGUUAAUUAGAUGUUAAUGACCUGCUGAUCAGUUGAUCCAGUUUAUUUGUGAACGUUUGAAACUCGACUCAUUAAACUCGUAAACUGUGA